Molecule: messenger RNA, 2577 nt
Organism: Nanorana parkeri
Lineage: Eukaryota; Metazoa; Chordata; Amphibia; Anura; Dicroglossidae
Product: extracellular calcium-sensing receptor-like
Exons: 6
Coding region: 1-2577 (858 amino acids)
Biological process (GO): G protein-coupled receptor signaling pathway
Cellular component (GO): membrane
Molecular function (GO): G protein-coupled receptor activity
Source: RefSeq, a predicted model, not a curated record
AUGAUGAAUCUACACUUAUGUCUCUGGGCUCUGUUCCUGUCCCAUUUUAUUAACGUCCUCUACUCUAAAGACCCCCAGUGUUAUCUGGGUAUGGCUGAGCUGGAGGGAAUAAUACAGCCUGGAGAUGUGAUGAUUGGAAUUGUGCUACCUCUUCAUGUGGAUAACCUAUACCAGCGUAACAACUUCACCAAGAGACCAACCAGAACCACCUGCUCCAAGUUCAGCUUUGAGAACUUCCAGCAACUCCAAGCAAUGGUGUUUGCAAUUAAUGAGAUUACAAAGAGUGCUGCUAUUCUCCCCAACAUCACGCUGGGCUUCCAGGCCUAUGACACCUGUAUGGUGAUACAGCAAAGUUUAGAAGGAAUAUUGCACACAGUGACAGGAAAUGGAAUGGCUGUCCCCAACUACCGAUGUCUUCUAAACGUCCCUCUGAGUGCCAUCAUCGGUCACUCUGCAUCCACACACUCUAUUCUCCUGGCUCAUAUUCUUGGGCUUCUCCGCUACCCUCAGAUCAGCCAUUUUUCUACAAGUCCUCUCCUCAGUGACAGAAGGAAGUUCCCCUCUUUCUUCAGAAACGUUCCUAGUGAUGCUUUUCAAUCCAGGGGCAUUGCCCGGCUACUGUUACAUUUUGGUUGGACGUGGGUGGGUCUCCUUGGUAACGACAAUGAUUAUGGACAGCAAGGCAUUCAGCUUGUCAAACAAGAAAUUGCCAAGGCUGGAGCAUGUGUGGCUUUUAUUGAAAACUUGCUUUCGAGUCAACCUGACCGAAACGCCCCACACAUUGUCAACGUCAUUAAAGAGUCAACAGCAAUGGUGGUGGUUGUCUUCUGCAAGGACAUUGAUUUUGCCAUGAUAGUGCUUGAAUUGAUAAGGCAGAAUGUUACCCAAAGAAUAUUUGUGGCCAGUGAAGCUUGGUCAACAUCCACUCUCUUUUCUGUGGGAACCUUUGCCCAGUUUGUUUCUGGCACAAUUGGAUUGGCUCUGAACAGUGGGGUCAUCAUGGGAUUUAAGGAGUUCCUUAACAAAGUCCAUCCCUCCUCACACGGGGGUGGAAAGUGGGUGAAGAUCCUCUGGGAGAAAACUUUUAACUGUGCAUUAAAUGACCAAAGCAAUGUCACAAGUAUUCCAAGCACUUCAAUUAAAUUGUGUACAGGUGACGAAAGUCUUGAAAGAGUUCACAACAGCUUCAAUGAUGUCUCCAACUUACGAGUCACUUACAAUGCUUACAUGACCGUACAGAUCAUCGCCAAAGCUCUGGAAGAUCUGAGAAGUUGCUCCAACAAAUACAAAUGUGCCAGUGUUUCCAAUUUCUAUCCAUGGCAGCUCCUGAGCUAUGUGAAGAAGAUCAGGGUGAAACUGAGUAGUGGCAGAGAGCUUUUCUUUGAUGAGAAUGGAGACCCACCAGCAGUCUAUGACAUUGUGAACUGGCAGAUGAACCCAGAGGGCACAAUACAUCACGUCAAGGUUGGCAGCUAUGACACAGCAGCAGCUCCUGGUCAAGUCUUUAGUGUCAACACCAGCAUCAUCCAGUGGCCCACUGGAGACCAAAAGGUCCCCCAGUCAGUCUGCAGUAGAAGCUGUCCACCAGGAUUUCGGAAGGCUCCAAGAAGGGGACAACCUGCCUGCUGCUAUCAGUGUGUACCUUGUCCUCAAGGAGAGAUCUCCAACCAGUCAGAUUCUGUUGAUUGUCUUAAGUGCCCAUGGGAUCAUUGGCCAAAUCCUCAGAAAUCCACAUGUCUUCCUAAAAUCAUUGAGUAUCUGUCUUAUGAAGAUCCCCUGGGAGCAACGUUAGCAGUAACCACCAUCCUCUCCUCUCUGGUUCCAAAUGUCAUCCUGAGACUUUUUGUCCUACAAAGGAACAGCCCCAUAGUGAAAGCUAGCAAUUACAGCCUGAGCUGUCUUCUCCUCCUCUCCUUGUCUCUGUGUUUCUUUUGUUCUUUGGCUUUCAUUGGAUCUCCUCAAAGAGGGACAUGUCUCCUACGACAAUCUGCCUUUGGCAUGGUUUUCACACUCUGUGUUUCUUGCAUCUUGGCCAAAACCAUCAUGGUAGUCUUUGCCUUCAUGGCCACCAAACCUGGCAGCAAACUGAGGAUAUGGACCAGCCCUUGGGUUUCAAUCCUGAUAAUAUUCAUCUGUUCCCUUAUACAACUAACUUUAUUCAUCUCUUGGUUGUCACUUGCCCCUCCAUUUCCAGAACUCAGCACUAGAUCACAGUUGACACUCAUAAUCUUUGAGUGCAAUGAAGGCUCAGCUACCGCCUUCUGGGCCAUGUUGGGGUAUCUUAGUCUCUUAGCCUUCACUAGUUUCAUUGUGGCCUUUUUGGCUAGGAGGCUUCCUGACAGCUUCAACGAGGCCCAGUAUAUAACUUUCAGCAUGGUGGCCUUCCUCAGUGUCUGGAUCUCUUUCAUCCCGGCUUACCUUAGUGCUCAGGGCAAGUACACGGUGGCCAUGGAAAUUUUUGCCAUACUGUCUUCUAGUUGGGCAUUGCUGAUUUGUAUGUUUUUUCCUAAAUGUUUCAUCAUAUUGUUCAGACCAGACAUGAACUCCAGGGCAUAUCUUAUGAGAAGGCCUAUCUAA